GUCCUUGAGGGCGGUUGUUUGUCAGUGUUUUGAUACUUCCUAAAGUGGGGUGCGGGCGACGGGCCGAUGUUGUGUGCUCGUCAGAGAAGCUUUCUCUAAUUGUGUCUACUAGCUGGGAGCACAAGGCGUACCUAGGCCUAUAAUAUCUUACCGGUUCCAGCCAAGAAAAGGACACGAGAAACUACUAACUAUUCAUUGAAUCACCGUGGCUACGAGAACUCGUUCGUUUCCGGUUCCGUCUCCACCAGUACCUCUCAGAGCUUCACUGUCACGCAUGCCUGCUGUGCGAGCAAAAAAAGACGCUAAAUCUGUCUCGCCUACAUCGUGCGACGCAGAUCCAAACGAAUCAACAACCGCCGAAAACAGCAGAGGCCAGAGAAAGCGGCAAUCUCAGAGCUGUGAUGCUUGUAGAGCCAGAAAGGUUCGAUGCGUCCGGGAGAAUCUAGAAGAUCCGAAGCAGACAUGCAAGCACUGCGUAGCCCUUGGAAUACCUUGCACUUACGACUACCGACCAAAAAAGAGAGGACCUCCUAACUUAUAUCUCCGUCGUUUACAAGAAGCUGCCGCUGCCGCUGUUGCAGCUCAAUCUGAGCAGAAUAAUCAGACAAACGAUGUUGCGUCAGUAUCGCCUACCUCUGCUAACCAAUCCCUUGCUAGCCCAAUACAUUCAAGUUUAUCCCCAUUGCAGCAGCACAUACAGUCCCCUUCCCUGGAACCCAUCUUGGCCCCAAUCCAGACUUCCGCUCCCAUUAUUCCCCCAUCCCGAUACCCUAUCGCAGCCGACUCAUAUCACAAUCAUUACCCUCCUGUUAAUACGAUUCUCCCGACAUCCACUAGUGGCGCCCUACUCCCUCAGAAGACAGACGACAAUCAAUCAUACCCCUUUUCUGAGUCAUAUUGCGGAUUUCCCGCAUAUAACUGGUCUUUUAAAAGUCAGCAGCCCCUCCCGGUUCUACUUCCGAGUGUCGUACCCCCACUUUCAUAUUAUUAUCGACCUCACCGCUUGGAAGACAUUGCUCCCCGGGACAGUAUUUCACUCAUUAUCGCUCUUUUCUUCGACUUCGUAUACCCGCUAACCCCAUGUAUCCACAAACCAUCGUUCAUGGCGGACCUGCACACCAAGAGAGAAGAACGCGACCCGCUAUUUUUUGCUCUUGUCAUGUCCACAGUAGCAUCAACCUUGGUGCAAGUACCACGAUCUUACGUACCCAUGGAGCGCUCGGUUGUGCGAAAGCUUGCGCAGAGGUGUUAUGAAGCCAGCCGACAUAUCACUACUGCAGCCUACGACCCUCCCAUGUCUAUGCACGUUGUUAUCCGAUACUUCGACUGUAUCUACCACUUUUGUGAAGGUAAUGAUGCCGCGCAGCACGCGGCCUUCGGCGAAGCGGCUCACAUUGCCGUUACUCUGCGCAUGCAUGAGGAGUCCUCCUACGAGGGACUUGACCCCAUUGAAUGCGAGGUCAGACGGCGAACAUUUUGGUUACUUUUUGAUGCCGACAAGUCAAUGUCAAUUCUCUUGGGGCGCCCCAUAUGUCUUCGCGACGAAGAUUGCACUGUUCACUUUCCGAAGGAACUCGAUGACGAGUACAUCAUUCACAGCGCAUAUCUGCCUCAGCCGCGUGGCAAGACAGCCCUGGUCUCAGGAUUAAAUUACAUCUCCAGGAUUUUUGCACUUCUCGGUGAAAUAUUAGUUCGUAUCAGAGUCGAUAAGCGGUCACCUCCACAGGGUCAAUUUGCAACGGCGAGACUGGAGGAGGUCCAAUCGUUGCACUCGCGUAUUAUGGGGGCUCUCGUGCACACACCAGAGCCCCUGAGGCUGAAACAGACCCGUCGGCACAGCCGCCUUCCAGCGGAGUGUGGUGGCGCUGGGUUCAGGCAAGCCACAUUUGCGGAGGUCAAGGACUUCUUCGAAAACCCCAAAGCUUCACGUGCAAACGCCCUUAACCCGUUCCUUGUCAUGCAGGCAAAUCUUUACGUGACUCAACAACUCGUUCGAUUUGUGGUGGAGCAAUACCGUGAUGAAUUGGUUAUGGCUUUGCAGGGUAGUAUUGAUGAACACCAGGUCGCCGAGGAUAGGGAAGCGGUCGCAAGUGACUUGCUCAAUAUUCUUCACAGCAUCCCUAUCCAGUCAAUCGCUACUAAUGGUCCAUCACUGGUGCACAAAGUGCGAUUCGUCGCAUCCACCUUGCUAGAUGCUGUCCGGAAGGCGGAGACCGCUCCGGCAUCGGCCGCGCGUGCCCAUGCUUUCCUGUGGGACUUCCUAUCUAUUCUGUCCGAAGUCGAGAGAAAUUAUCUUCUCGACGACGAUCGUGAUGGCACAUCAAGUGGCGAAGGUGGCAUGCCCAUGAUCUAGUGCUUUUCAAAAUUGGUACAUGAUCUAUUUACUUCCUUUUGUUGCCCUUGUAUCAUAGAUUCUCUUUGGGUUGGUGUAUCAUAUCGCUGGACUCGUCUAUUCGCACACACCAGUGUUCUUUCUAAACUUAUCGAUAGUCGAUAUUCGUUCAGUUAGACUGUCAGCUCUCUCUCAAGCUUGCUAUCUUUAGCAUUAGAAUUCUAAACAAUCAUACCAUAUUCAUGAUUGGCAUACGGAUGCCAAUGGUCCAUUUUCAGAGGCAUGACAC
Messenger RNA from Suillus subaureus, 2621 nucleotides. Its product is annotated as fungal-specific transcription factor domain-containing protein. Lineage: Eukaryota; Fungi; Basidiomycota; Agaricomycetes; Boletales; Suillaceae. Gene Ontology annotation, biological process: DNA-templated transcription; regulation of DNA-templated transcription. The transcript has 12 exons. Gene Ontology annotation, molecular function: DNA-binding transcription factor activity, RNA polymerase II-specific; zinc ion binding; DNA binding. The coding region runs from base 275 to 2353 and encodes 692 amino acids. The record is from RefSeq and is a predicted model, not a curated record.